Leptonychotes weddellii (Weddell seal) is the source of this 4837-nucleotide messenger RNA. The record is from RefSeq and is a predicted model, not a curated record. NCBI's taxonomy places the organism in Eukaryota, Metazoa, Chordata, Mammalia, Carnivora, Phocidae.
AAAGACAAGUUACCUGCUUCAUUGCUCCUUAUACAGAGUAGAAAAUGAUUAACUAAAGUAUCCAACUGGAGCUUAUGAGCUGACAUUUUUCUGUAGCCUCAUCCCUUCUGCUCAACCAGUUCUUGCCUCUGUGUUUACUUCUCUCAAGUUGCAAUGUCUUUGUAUCCAGCAUUGAUUUGUCCACUGUACUCUCCCACACUACUCCUUCCCCUCUUCACCUCUCUUUCCAUCCCAUUCUUUUUUUCCCCAGAUGCAAGACCAUAUUUGAGAUCAAAAGAGGUUUCAGAGCUCUUUUAUAUGGACUACUGCCAGUUUUAUGGUUCUACUGAUGCAUGUCUAUCUUUCCUAGUAGAGGUGCCAUCGUUCAUGCUUCUGGCUCAUUCCAGGUCUCAAGACUCGGCUCGAAAUGGAAGCCUUGCCUCCCAGGCAGGGCAUUUCUGGAGAAGAAACAUCUCAGGGAAUAAUAAAGAAAAGAUCCAUUAAGUGUGGUCGCUGGGACACCAAUUUUGGACAAACUUUGGGAUUUGAGAGCAGGACAGAACAGGAGCAACAAAAGAAACCUCUUAGGCAAAUGGUGGCCUCCCACAGAAAAACCAUGAGUGGAGAUAUAAAGGAGACAAGUCUUGAAUUGGGGAAAGGCUUACUUAUAAAUACAAUUCUUGUUACACAGCAGAGUGUUCCUAUAGAAAGGAUACCCAAUAUAUAUUACACCUUUGGGAAAGAUUUUAAACAGAAUUUUGACCUAAUCAGAUGCUUCCAGAUUUACCCAGGAGAAAAACCUCAUAUUUGUCACAAAUGUGGGAAAAGCUUUGCCCAGAGUCUCCAUCUGAUUGAACACCAGAGGAUUCAUACCGGCGAGAAACCCUACAGAUGUGACGAGUGUGGGAAAACCUUUAGCCACAGAUCAUCCCUUCUUGCCCAUCAGAGAAUCCAUACAGGAGAGAAACCUUACAAAUGUAAUGAAUGUGAGAAAGCGUUCAGCAGCAGUUCGACCCUGAUCAAGCAUCUGAGGGUGCACACCGGAGAGAAACCCUAUCACUGCAAGGAAUGUGGGAAAGCCUUCAGCCAGUGUUCAACCCUCACCGUACAUCAGAGAAUUCAUACCGGUGAGAAACUCUAUAAAUGUGCUGAAUGCGAGAAGGCCUUCAAUUGUAGAGCAAAACUUCAUAGACACCAAAGAAUCCACACAGGGGAGAAACCCUAUAAAUGCAGUGAGUGUGGGAAAGGUUACAGCCAGUUUGCAUCCCUGGCUGAGCACCAGAGGUUUCAUACUGGGGAGCAGCUGUGUAAGUGCUUGGAAUGCGGGAGAACUUUCACACGCAUCUCAACCCUUCUCGAACACCAGCGAAUUCAUACCGGCCAGAAACCCUAUCAAUGUAAUGAGUGUGGGAAAACCUUCAACCAGUGUUCCUCCUUCAACGAACAUCGUAAAAUUCACACCGGGGAGAAGCUCUAUACCUGUGGAGAAUGUGGGAAAGCCUUUGGUUGCAAAUCCAACCUGUUCAGGCACCAAAGAAUUCACACCGGAGAGAAGCCCUACCAGUGUAAUGAGUGUGGGAAGGCCUUCAGCCAGUAUUCUUUCCUCACCGAACACGAGAGAAUCCACACCGGCGAGAAACUCUACAAGUGUAUGGAGUGUGGGAAGGCCUACAGUUACAGAUCAAACCUGUGCAGACACAAAAAAGUUCACACGAAGGAAAAACUCUAUAAAUGGAAGGAAUAUGGGAAGCCUUUUAUCUACAGCUCCUCCCUUACUCAGUAUCAGAGAUUUCUUAGAGCAGAUAAGCCCAGUGAAGUUUAAUUCUUCUCUCAAAUAAUUCAAGACUCCUCAUUAGAGAAUAAUAAAUAGGGCACAGACUCUGGAUUAGAUUAAGUGGUUUUUUUUUUUUUUUGCUUCUGGAGAAAAUAUGAUAGUUCCCACUAAGUCAUGGUGAAAUUGAUCAGUGGGAUUAUGAAGAGUACCAAUUUGUCAAAUUUUCUAAGAACCAUUAAAUGCUAAUAAGGUUUCUAAGAACAUAGAAAAAAUUUUUAAUUCGUAGAAAAAAUAUAAAAGACCUAACUUAAAAAAAAAUGAAAAUAAUGGUGUAUACAUUUUGUUUCAUUAGAGUUUACUCCCUUUCUAAGAGCAAGCUUCGAUAUGAAUUUUCCUUUAAAUUAGUCAUUGAGUUAAUGUGAAUAAGCAUGAGGCCGUAUUUGCUAAAAUGGCAAGCAAGCAUAGGACACACUCUUUUCCAUAAAGAGAAACUCAAGGUAAAAAGGAAUUCUUUAAAUUCAAAUUUUCACGUGGAAAUAAUGAAGCUCACUUUUUAUGAACUGCCUCAGCGGCAGGUUGUAUAUAUAAAUAUACGUAUGUGGACAUAGGACAUACAGACAUACACACGUAGCUUUAGAAUAUAUGUAUAUUUUUUCCAAAAGUCUCUGGUGAUUAAAAAAUUAAUUUACAAUUUCGUUUUGGAAAUGAAAAUUUUGCCCAGAUGGAAUCUCUUUUCCUUUUCCUUGUAUUAUUUCUUAAUUUGAUAUGAUUUGACACUACUGAAUAGAGUCUUAGGAUAGUAUUAUAGAAGGUGCAGUGAACUAAAGCAAGGGAGACUGUCAACGCAAAUACUCUCUUACCUGUUGCAGAAGGUAUGUAUUUGCAGAAUCUGACUAUAUACCUGAUAGCUUAUUAGAGCCAGGAGGAAUUUUCAUUUAGUUUAUUUAUAGCCUUUCAUUUUACUAACAAAAUUGAGCUUCUUGGGCAGAGUCAAGGCUAGAAUCUAAGUUUUCAGCUCUGGUUUUCUAGGAUAAUUAUAGAUAUGAAUUAUAAUCAUUGGCUUCCAACCUCAAGUGCUAAGAGUACUAGGCACUGUUUAUUUUGUAAACUGGUUAUAGGCGCAAUUGCGGUAAUUUAAUCAGUUUUAUUUCUGUGUUUACCAGGUUCCCCCUAACUGCAAUCUUACAGUCUCGUUCUUUCUUUUUCUUCUGUGUCCCUAAUUAUACCUGCUUUUAUAAUAACUGUACAUAAAUCCUCAGACUCAGCUUAGGUCCAGAUGGUGAAAUUGCUUUUGGGGUUUUCACGUACAAGAUUGUCUUUUAGUUUGUUUUUGUUAUUCAUCUUUUAGGAAUUCUUUUGUGUAAAGUGAUAUGUGAAUAUUUUAUUAUUAAACAUUCUAGUCAUCAGUUAAAAUUGGCUUUCCAAACAUUUUCCAUAUUUUUAACAUACAUUGCAUUUUCCCCUGGGCCCACGUCCCACAAUUUUAUAUCUCACUUUCACAAUUGGUAUCAUUUAAAAAAGUAUUCUAAUAAAAGUAGCUAGAACCUUCUGUCUGAGAAAGGUUUUAGAAUUAAAUGCAGGCAUUCAGCAUAGCAUGUUUCUUGACUUGCCUUAGCUCAUUUGAAAACAUCUUUUUAUAUAUGUAAGUAUAUUUACAAGGAAAUGAGCUUUUAAAAAGACCUCAGUGUUUAAUACUGGACAGAGCCAUUUGCAAGAUAUUCUAGAGAAAAACAUAUUUGGUUAUCCAAUAGCAAUGAGCAUGCUUAGUACCCAGAUCUUGGUUUCCAAAUGCUAUUCCCCACUAAAAGGAGCCUGGGCUCAUUGGAGAAAUGCUGAUUCCAUUUCUGGAGCAGGGAAAGUAGAAGAUGUGUCUGAGGUAUCUUUUUAUGAAACAAAACAAAAAGAUAGCACUUCAAGACUAAGCACUCAACGGAUAAUGUCAGAAGGACACGGGAGCCAUCUUGAAAGUGCUCUCACUGGUCAAAUUUAAGAUAAUUUAAACAUCAAAAAUAACAGUCAAUGAAAUUGGUUAUAACAUGCUAAGUAAAAAUGAGCCCAUAAUGAAAAAAUGGUGGGAAAAAAAAGGAAAGCUCUCUAUAAACUAAUCUGAAGAAUGUCAUCUUUUAACUGUAUAUGGAAUGACAGAUUUAAAAAAAUCACUAUUUUAUAACAAUGUGAUUAAACUAGGCAAAUUGAAUGGAUGAUAAACCCAUUAGGUGAAAAAAAUUUUAAGGAAUAUUAUAUGGUGUCAAAGUUCACAAAUACCAAUUGCAAAGAAAUGAUACACCUUUCUAACGGAGAGAUCUGGCUGUCAAACUGAAUUUCACUACUGGUGGGAGAGCCUGAUGUUGUGUGGCUCCUGAUGAGAUGCAGGAUGAGACAUAUGUGACCAUCCGGGAUGUAUUCUUGCCAAGAGUGUUUAAUGAAAAUCUAAUUAAACCUCUCAUCCAGGUUUAUGCUCCUAUUUAUAAGAAAGACAAGAGAGCAACAAGUCGAAUUCCAUGAUGAGGAAAUAGACAAACCUAGAGUUUGAGACUUUGUACAAGACAACUGGUCUGGAUUUUUCAAGAAGCCAACAUAGUAGAACAAAAAGGAGACUUCUAGAUUAAGGCACUCAAGAGUCAUAAGCAAGUUGUGAUCCUUAGUUGGCUUCUGAUUCAGAAAAAUUAGAGCAACUAUAAAAGACAUUUGGGAGGGGGUACUUGGGGAAGUAUGAGGAUGGGAUGGGUUUUAGAUAAUGUCAUAUGUUUAGUUUUCCUAGAAGUGAUGGUGGUAUUGAGGUAUUUAGAAUGAUGUCCUUAUUUUUAGAAGAUGCAUGUAAAAGUUUUCAAGUUUAAAAAGUCAUGGUGUCUGCAGAACAUUUUCAGGUAGGUAUGUAAAAAAUUAGUCAACUGUUGUGAAAAAUUAGUCAACUUUGUGGAGGAUAUAGAGAUGUUCAUUGGUCAUCUUUACAUUUUUCUGUAUGUUUAUAAUUUUAAUAAAAAUUUGAGGCAAAAAGUGAUUGCAUAAUGUGAUGAAGCUUCCAGUCAGAAUUUUUCCUUUAGGGGCACCUGGGUGGCUCAGUCGUUAAGUGUCUGCCUUCGG